AUGGGCUGGUGGUCGCGCUCCUCAGCAACGGGCGACGCCCCCGCGCAACCCUCACAACCCACGCAACAACCCCCAACGCCCUCCCCAGAUCCCACACCCCAACCUCCGCGGACGCUAUCCCGCGAAGAACAAGCAGACCUCGAAUUCAAACAGCUUCUCGCCAGUCUCGAAGGCGACAUCAACCGCGGCAAUCCAUCCACAUCCAAAACUACCCCUCCCACCGAUUCUUCCACACCGCAAUCCCAAUCCCAGUCCCAAUCCGCACCGCAACCACACUCCAUCGCCCCCGACUCCCUCUACCCGGACACCAUGUCCUGCCGCUCGGCGUUCGACUACGCCUUCUUCUGCCAGUCGUUCGGCGGGCAGUUCGUGAACGUGUACCGGUACGGCGAGCUGCGGUCGUGCAGCGAGCACUGGGACAAUUUCUGGCUGUGCAUGAAGACGCGCACGUGGUCGGAGGAAUCGAAGAAGAAGGCGAUCCGUGACCACAACCGCAAGAAGGCGAUCAAGUACAAGACCGGGCCGAGUAGUGAGGAUGUGUGGGACUUGCGCAUGCAGCCGGUGCAGAAUGCAUUCCAGGGGGAUUUUGCUGCGCUCGAGAGGGAGAUGCAGGAGGAGGAGGCUAGGGGUACUAACGAAUCUUUCAGAGCUUUUCUUUGUGGCCGGCACACAGGUACCUAUCUAUACACACUCAAUAAGACCAUAAUGAACUGCCUCUCCACUCUCCUCUUCUACAUCUUCCCCCGUCAAUCCCCUCCUACCACCCAUCCAUACAAACCCUUUCCCGAAGACAAUUCACCCGAAAAAGCCGACCCCCCAAUCGCCCUCCUCUCCCUGCCUCAUCCCCGUCCCAAAAAGCACAAACGCGUGCACUUCGGCCCCACGGCAGACAUCCCGCCCCGCCGCCUCUCCUCCUCGUCGACUUCCUCCCUCGACACCAACGACACCAACAUCAUCCUCCCGCACCGCCGCAACAUCCGCCGGCGCUCCAUUAUGAAGCCGCCCACGGCCCUGGACCAGGAGAUGGUGUUCCGGAAUACGUGUCGGAUGGUGGCGGUUGCGGAGCAGCGGCUGGAGAUGAGCUACCACCACAUAAUGCGCGGCGGCGGGGAUCUCGAAGCUGUGCUUGUGGAGGAGGAGUGUAUGCUCUUUGAUGAUGCAAGGGGAUCGGCGGCGUUACAGGGCGCUAUGCCGCGAGUGCAGACGUUACGGCGGGUAGGUGGACAGCGGCGGAGGUUGAGGAAGAAGUGGGUUCAUCGGAAGAUGUGA
Molecule: messenger RNA, 1269 nt
Organism: Aspergillus terreus NIH2624
Lineage: Eukaryota; Fungi; Ascomycota; Eurotiomycetes; Eurotiales; Aspergillaceae
Product: EMI1 family protein
Exons: 3
Coding region: 1-1269 (422 amino acids)
Source: RefSeq, a predicted model, not a curated record